UUGCCCAUAUAUUAAUUAAAAUACCGUAAAUGAUCAAAUAAGCGGUCGGCUUAUAAAAUUUUUGAAGGCUUCGGUGCGGCGCUUACUUGAGAGCAGCGCUUAUUCGAGAGCGGCGCUUAUAAAAACAGAUUGCUAUAAUGUUCCUUUUUUAUUUGAAAAGCCUAGCCUAUCCGAUUCUUAUAUAUAGGUGUAAGCUGUAAGAACAAGAAUAGAUAGACCUAGAAUAAUUAAUAAAUACCUAUUAAGGUCAGAACUCUCUAUAGUAGCCUAUGAAUAACCUACACUAUGCAAGUUUUUAUACACACUGCCGAUAUGCGGUGCCCUACUCCACUGGCCUCCCAUCAUGCAAUUCGGUUAAUUUUACAAUUUUGGGCUUGCUGCUUGUUCUUCUAUAUUCCUUGAUCAGAUUAAAAAGCUAUGAAAAACUUUUGACCAGCUGACACACAAAGAGAACAGCACUAAAUUGAAUUUAACAGGGCCCACCAAAGUUUAACAAUGGACAUGGUUCAGCACACAUACAGUGGCUACCACAAGUUUAGCUGACCGACCUUGGAAAGUAAUGAAUCAGGCAGCAAAUUCAUUGACCAAUGCCUACAGUACACCUUAACUUUCUUUAACACUUGCAGCCGAGGAGUGUGGCUUCCAAUACAAUAUGGACGGAGAAAGCCAAUCGGAUCCAGUAACUGUAACGUCAAGAACUAUGAUUGAUUCCAUUAAUUGUCAUUAUGACGCCGUGUGUCUUUUGAACAUCAACAAGACGAGUGGAGUCUGUCAGUGUAAAGAUGGCUUUUCUGGUGAUGGAGUGACAAAUUGUUCAGCAAUGUUUGAAUGCAGCCGAAAACUUCAGCAGAAAAAAAAGCUUGUGAUUGUGACAUAUGACGUACCGGACAACAGACCCCAAAACACUUUCUUUCCCGGGGAUGAACUCCAUUACUCUUGUCCCUUUGGGUAUGCGAUGCGAAGAGCUAACAAGAAAGUGAGAACAUGCAAGCUAAAUGGUAGUACACCGGAAUGGCUGCCAAAGCUCCAUCCUGUCUGCGUGGGUAAUUACAGUAUAUAUAUUUUUAAUUUUUUCCUGAUCAUUUUUAAUGUUAUAAUGCCAC
Anneissia japonica is the source of this 1103-nucleotide messenger RNA. RefSeq lists its product as uncharacterized. The annotation marks the transcript as partial. The record is from RefSeq and is a predicted model, not a curated record. The transcript has 2 exons. NCBI's taxonomy places the organism in Eukaryota, Metazoa, Echinodermata, Crinoidea, Comatulida, Comatulidae.